AUGACAUUCGCAUAAACGCCGCAAUUGGGAAGAAGCUUGCAAAAAAAAUAGAAGACGGAAUUGGAAUAGAUUUUGUUUAAAAUUAAUUAGUAUUUGGUAAAGCGAAAAGAAACACAGACUAGCACAAUGUUGAUCAAAGUAAAGACAUUGACGGGCAAGGAAAUCGAGAUUGACAUUGAACCCACAGACAAGGUGGAUCGCAUCAAGGAGCGUGUGGAGGAAAAAGAAGGCAUACCUCCGCAGCAACAGCGUCUCAUCUUUUCCGGCAAACAAAUGAACGAUGACAAAACUGCGGCGGAUUACAAAGUGCAAGGUGGCUCCGUGCUGCAUUUGGUGUUGGCUCUGCGAGGUGGCAACUAGAACUGGAACUCAUUAUAGUAAAUUUGGUCAUUAAGUCAUUUUCACUUCUUCCCACUUCAACAAAUUAUGUUGCACUCUG
Drosophila sulfurigaster albostrigata is the source of this 439-nucleotide messenger RNA. RefSeq names its product NEDD8 (gene Nedd8). Gene Ontology annotation, cellular component: cytoplasm; nucleus. Gene Ontology annotation, biological process: protein neddylation; regulation of proteolysis; modification-dependent protein catabolic process. Gene Ontology annotation, molecular function: protein tag activity; ubiquitin protein ligase binding. The coding region runs from base 127 to 360 and encodes 77 amino acids. The transcript is spliced from 3 exons. The record is from RefSeq and is a predicted model, not a curated record. Lineage: Eukaryota; Metazoa; Arthropoda; Insecta; Diptera; Drosophilidae.